Molecule: messenger RNA, 3639 nt
Organism: Hermetia illucens (black soldier fly)
Lineage: Eukaryota; Metazoa; Arthropoda; Insecta; Diptera; Stratiomyidae
Gene: CalpA
Product: calpain-A
Exons: 9
Coding region: 16-2844 (942 amino acids)
Biological process (GO): proteolysis
Cellular component (GO): cytoplasm
Molecular function (GO): calcium-dependent cysteine-type endopeptidase activity; calcium ion binding
Source: RefSeq, a predicted model, not a curated record
UCAUAUUUGGUAAAAAUGAUUGCGAUAAAUUCAACAGCCAGUGCCAUGGCGAACUUUCCGAACUCACCUCCAACAAAAUUAUCGAGCAGUACUCGUGAUAAAAGAAUUUCAGUUCGUAAGAUUUUUGUGAAACAAAAAGUUUAUCCGGUGUCACAAGAUAUACAUCCUUGCGAGCAAAAGUGUGAAUUGAAGCGAUUUUCCGGUCCAGGAUUAGAACGGAUUCCGCAAUCAACGCCCUUUACUUCAGUGGGGACGUAUGUAACGGCUGAUAUCCCAUUAAUUGAUGAAGAUCAACCAGAUGAUUGGAGACGUUCUGAACCACGUAAAAUUCCUACUAAACCUACUGUAGUUGCAGUAAAACCGAAGGAUGCAAAGAAACCUUCGGUGGAUAGUAGUUCAAAGUUGACCAGCAAACAAAUCAGACCGGUGUCAAACAUAUCACGAAAACGCGAGAAGACCUUCGAUGGGUUCCCGAUUUAUUUGCUUGGCGAAAAAGCAAGUGGUCUACGAUCUCGCGGCGAUGUUCAAGACUUUCACACGAUUCGGAGUCAAUGUUUGGCGAGCGGUUCACUUUUCGAGGACCCGGAGUUCCCGGCAGAAAAUUCCUCCCUUAUGUUUUCACGACGACCUGACCGAUACUACGAAUGGCUACGACCUAGUGAAAUUGCUGACGACCCUCAAUUCUUCGUGGAAGGCUAUUCACGAUUCGACGUUCAACAGGGUGAAUUGGGUGACUGCUGGCUUUUAGCGGCUGCGGCUAACUUAACACACGAUCAAAAUCUUUUCUUCCGUGUUGUACCAACAGAUCAAGGCUUCGAUGAUGAUUAUGCUGGAAUAUUCCAUUUCCGAUUUUGGCAAUACGGAAAAUGGAUUGAUGUUGUUAUAGAUGAUCGUUUGCCUACAUACAAUGGUGAAUUGGUGUAUAUGCACUCGACAGAAAAGAAUGAGUUCUGGAGUGCAUUGUUGGAGAAAGCCUAUGCUAAGUUGCAUGGAUCCUAUGAAGCAUUGAAAGGUGGUACAACCUGUGAAGCUAUGGAAGAUUUCACAGGUGGUGUUACAGAAAUGUAUGAACUUAGAGAGGCUCCUCCAAAUUUGUUCAAUAUUCUUAUGAAAGGUUACGAGCGCUCAUCUAUGAUGGGUUGUAGCAUUGAACCUGAUCCAGAUGUACUCGAAGCUGAAACACCACAGGGACUUAUUAAAGGCCAUGCUUAUUCAAUUACAAAAGUCAAACUUUUAGAUAUUACCACACCAAAUAUGUCGGGUAAAAUUCCUAUGUUACGUCUCCGUAACCCUUGGGGUAACGAAGCAGAAUGGAAUGGUCCCUGGAGCGAUCGAUCGCCAGAAUGGCGUUUCAUUUCAGACCACGACAAAGUUGACAUCGGCCUCACAUUUGAUGUAGACGGUGAAUUUUGGAUGUCAUUUAAGGACUUUUUGACUCACUUUGAUCGUGUAGAAAUAUGUAACUUGUCACCCGACUCGCUAAGCGAAGAGCAACAAAAUCGAGGUAAAAAGAAGUGGGAAAUGUCUGUAUUCGAAGGUGAAUGGACAAUCGGUGCAACAGCUGGUGGUUGUCGUAAUUUCUUGGAAACAUUCCACCGAAAUCCACAAUAUGUCGUGACACUACAGGAUCCCGACGAAGAUGAUGAUGACGGUAAAUGUACAGUCAUUGUUGCUCUUAUGCAAAAGAAUCGUCGUUCAAGACGUAAUAUGGGCAUGGAUUGUUUGACAAUUGGUUUUGCCAUUUAUCAUUUGUCUGACAGAGAUCUACGAACAAAGCCGCAGCCAUUAACCUUCUUCAAAUACAAUGCUUCAGUAGCACGGUCGCCAGCAUUUAUUAAUUUAAGAGAGGUCAGUUGUCGUUUCAAACUGCCACCGGGUCAUUAUUUAAUUGUACCGUCAACAUUCGACCCGAACGAAGAAGGAGAGUUCUUGAUUCGUGUAUUCUCUGAAAAUAAGAACAGCAUGGAGGAGAACGACCAAGAGAUCGGCUACAAUGAUGGCGAUGGUGGUACAGUUAGCCCAUAUCCACAAGUGAAUGAUGAUGAUGAUGGAAGACAAGGAUAUGUCAUGCCACAACCACCAUCACCAAACUAUCCAGAUCCACAAAAAUCAGCUAUGGAAAAACUUUUCAUGGAAAUCGCUGGCGACGAUAUGGAAGUUGAUUGGAUGGAGUUGAAACGCAUUUUGGAUCAUACAAUGAGAGAUGACCUACCAAAAGGUCCAUCGAAUGGAUACAAUUCCGAAAAUGUUGGUUUUGUCAACGCAGGACGGGGAGCUGGUGGAAAUGGUGAUGACGGAGGAGGGGGUGGAAGUUUGUUAGCGAUACUUUGCGGACCAUUCUGUAAGGAUAAUCCAAUCGGUGAUGCGCUUGGUUUAAAUGAACAAUCAAAUUUGAUGCCGUCCGAAGCUCAAAAUCGUCAACCAAUUACAUCUGUCAUGAACUACGAUGGCUUUUCUAAGGACGUAUGCCGUUCCAUGGUUGCCAUGAUGGAUGUCGAUCAAUCUGGCAAAUUAGGAUUCGAGGAAUUUCGCGUUUUACUCAAUGACAUCGCACAUUGGAAGGCCGUUUUCAAGUCCUACGAUCGUUCAAACAGCGGCCGUUUGAGUGCAUUUGAAUUGCGAGAUGCAUUGAAUACUGCAGGUUACCGAUUAAACAAUCGCGUACUGAAUGCACUAUGCCAUCGAUACGGAUCACGCGAUGGAACUAUUAGUUUCGAUGAUUUCAUUAUGUGUGCUGUUAAAAUUAAGACAAUGAUAAGCAUUUUCAAAGAACGUGACACAGACGGCACAAAUAUGGCUACAUUUAGUAUGGACGAAUGGGUUGAGAAAACCGUUUAUAAUUAGGCUUAGGUGCAAACUCCUAAUCGUGGUGGCCUUUUUUAAUAUAAAUGAGAUACAUGAGAUCUUUACAACGGAAAGAUUGCAGCGAACAUAUUCUACAUAGAGUAGAGCUUUUAUAUUUUCCAUUAGCAAACAAGAGAAAUAUUUUUCAAGAAUAUUUAAUAAAUCUAGAUGUUUUAUAUCGCCGUUGUUAGAAGGAAAAUAGGCAGAAAAACUUGUGCCCUCUAAGACAAGUUAAAAGAAAAUGAAAAUUAUCCACGACGCCAAAAACAUCAUUGAACAAAUAACUUUUCUUUUCAAUUUCGUUCAAUUUAAUUGAGCAAAACUGUUCCUUCAAGGAAAUAAAUAAACUCAAUAUAUUUUCGAUGCUAAUUAUUUCAGUGUAUUUUUCCAAUCUAAAUGUUUAUUUUUUUAUUUAUUUCUAUGAUACACUUAACAUAUGCAUAGUUUUUACACUUAUUGUACUAAUCACGGAAAAACGUCUCGAAUUGUUAAUUGAAAAAAGAAUAUUGAAAUCUUCCAAAUAAACUAUAAAAGAAACUUUAACCUUAUAUUAAUCCUUUUUUAAUGUACUUCGGUAAAAACUAUACCACUUAAAUACGUACCCUACAAGACAAAAUGUUUAAAUGUGAAUCGAAAUUAUGAAUACUUUUAAAUGACUAAUGCAGUUUUAACAGAAUUUUACUUGGGAAUUUCAAUAGGACAGUCGACGCUAGGAUUGAAGGAGAACAAGUUGAACAAAUGUAUUACAUCUUUUGUUUGAAUGAUAUUCCAAAAAUAAAUACACAAGUAUGUUAA